Molecule: messenger RNA, 2931 nt
Organism: Monascus purpureus
Lineage: Eukaryota; Fungi; Ascomycota; Eurotiomycetes; Eurotiales; Aspergillaceae
Source: the annotation of a GenBank genome assembly
AUGAUCAGAACUAUUCUUGUCGCUGCUUUGUUCUUUGGCCUCCAGGACGACACUUCUCAUCUUGCCACGUACGUUUUGACCUCAGAGGGGGUAUGCUGUCGGAUUAUGACAGAUACCUCCUCACUUGCCGUUACGCCUUCGACCGCGGAUCCGUAUCCGGUCACCGUCCCUCUACUCUCUCCUGCCAUCAGCGGUGUCGUUUCUGACUCGGCUGUUCCAGAGGACGAGGAGCCGUACACCAUCAAAUGCAUCUGUGCAUUUACCGAUGAUGAUGGCAACACCGUUUUCUGCGAAAAAUGCGAGACGUGGCAGCACAUAGAAUGUUACUACCACGGCCGGAGCGUGCCAGAUGUCCACAACUGUGUAGACUGCGAACCGCGGCCUGUGGAUGCCAGGCGCGCCACGGAGCGACAGAUACGGCUCAGAGAGCAGGGCGACGGCAGUGACCGGAAAGCCAAGCGGUCGGGGGCGAAGAGCCAGCGAAAGAAGGCGAGAGACUCGCAUGAUCAGACCAACGGUUUUCACCACCGAUCUGAAUCUAGCACCCGGGAACAACCGCCACCAAAGAAGGCCAAAACCAGCCAUCGCGCCUCGGCCUCGGUCAGCUCUCUCCCAGGAACCAUCUCUGUCCCUGAUACGCGAAAACGCUCUACCCAUCUUCAGAGCCCUGUCAAAUCAUCAGGUCCUUCGAUUCCUUUGUAUUCCAGUGAAUUCUUACAUCGCUAUGAGCAGGACCAAGGCCAUGCAGACAUGGACAGUAACCUAUUUGUCAGCUUACCUCUUGCGGCCGAUCUGGCUUCUUGGGUAACGGAUGCGAAUGCCCUGUCUCGCGUUUCGCAUGGACGUCCUGCACGGGAGAUCUUUACCUGGUCGGAUGCCGCCCUGGACCGGUCGCGAUGGCCGACUCUAUCGACUGAGUUAAUUACUGAUCCCGAUAUCGACAUCGAUGGCCAGCAUCCGACCUGGAAAAUCCUGAAAACCCAGGAUGCUGUGCGCAAAGAUGAGAUUGUUGGUGAGGUCAAGGGCAAAAUUGGUCUGCUCCGAGACUACUGCCUCGAUCCCAGCAACCGCUGGCAAGAACUUCGCCAUCCAGAACCUUACGUUUUCUUCCACCCGCAGCUUCCGAUCUACAUCGACAGCCGACAGGAAGGCACCCUGCUCCGGUACGUACGACGGUCGUGCCGUCCUAACGUCACUAUGAAGACGUACAUCACCAAUGAAGUAGAAUAUCACUUUUGCUUUGUUGCCAAAGAGGACAUCCCGGCUAAUUCUGAGAUCACUGCCAUGUGGUACCUCGAUCCUCAACUUUUUGAGUCGGCCAACGGCCUUGUCAAACAGGAGUCUACCGACAGCGCCCAAGAUGUAGCAGCCAUCUGCCUCAGCAAUGUUCUGGCUCAUUUUGGCGGAUGUGCGUGCGUCUCUGACUCUCCUCAAAAUUGCCUCCUCUCGAGCAUCGAUCGUCGACGGCACCCGAAAAUUGUUGAUGUGGGCUCCAAGCAGGUAAAUGGGAAAAAGAAGAAGACGAGGAGCAAAUCCACCAAUUCCCCUGUAGGCUUUGGGCGAACCGCCCACGGUCGUGAUGGCAGUGAAGGUACAAAGAACGUGUACGAUGAUGAUCAAGCGGAGAGCCGAUCUGCCUCCGGUUCUACUCAAGGUCGCAGUCGAGAUCUCACGCCGACUUUGCAAAAUCCCAACGAUCUCAUUCUGGGAGAUUCUGAACUUUCGGCACGCGAUAAACGGAAAAUCGCAGCCGCAGAGAAGAAAUUUCAACAGUUGGAACAGGAUCAACUGGCAAUGCAGCGGAAGAAGAAGCGGGGUAGUCAUCAGUCUGCGCAAACGACACCAAUAACGGGGAGUUCAACGCAGACCAGUUAUUUCGGAAAUCAUGGUGCGUCAUCCAAAUCGAUUUAUAUUGAUACUGUCUCUGGGCACCAUAAGUCUCGCUCUCCGCCAUCUGUGGUUUCUCCCACGUCUACGUCGGCUGCCCGCCGUGCUUCUCGGAAGACGUCUGCUUCUAGCGCUCCGAGUAUGCAGGUACCACUUGGACUGCGCCGGUACGUCGAUUCUGCGACGCAGACCGAUCUUGAUGAGAACGAUCCGCCAUUCGUUGCGCCUGCUCUGCCACGCAAUCGACCAGUAUUUGCCUCCCUAACUCAGCGGCUACUAAAACGCUGUCACGAAGAUCGUGUCAAACUCCAAGAUCUACAUUUGCAACCCAAAUUAGACUCCGGCCUCCCCAAUGGUAAGGGCGUGCAUCAUCCAGCCUCGCCUGGUGCGUUGGAUCAGAAGGAAGAUGAUGUGGAGAUGAAGGAUGCGAUGUCACCAGAAACAUCACAGCCACAGUCAAGUGGGUCUGGAAUUGGGGACACUGUCAAACCUGCAUCUGGGACAUUUGGGUCGAAACCGCCACUACCACCUCCGUGGCCCUCUACUGCCGCGCAUAACGCCAGAAUACCCGGCGCAGGUGCGAACCGUCAUACUGAUGUCCGUAUCCCUCUCCCAUUGUCAACUGCUCCAAUACCCUCCUCUGCGCUUUCUACGGAGACAGUCACUCCAACAGUCGUCCAGUCACCUCCGUCCGCGGAUGCUUCAUCGCAUCCCGGUUCCCAAGGUCCGGGUUCCACCAUGACUGGGCCGAGCCCUGUCAAGAAGAAACUCAGCCUAGGGGACUAUAUCCAAAAACGAUCCCUAGCCACCCCUACGAGUGAGAAGCCCCAGUUCCCCGCAAAUGCCAUGCCUCCACCGCAGAAGUCGCCUUCCCAUUCGCAACUGAACAAUAGUUCCCCUUCAUCUGCUAAUAUCCCGCGGACUGAGGUCAAACCUGGGGAAGCCAACAGUACCAAACAAGGUGGUUCGGUUUCUCUGGAUGUACCUAUGAAGGACGCGCCCGAGCCGACUCAUCCUUCGCAUGUUACCUCUGUCUCUUCCUAA